Anolis carolinensis (green anole) is the source of this 5211-nucleotide messenger RNA. RefSeq names its product WD repeat domain 11 (gene wdr11). The record is from RefSeq and is a predicted model, not a curated record. Gene Ontology annotation, cellular component: cytoplasm. NCBI's taxonomy places the organism in Eukaryota, Metazoa, Chordata, Lepidosauria, Squamata, Anolidae. Bases 73 to 3741 code for a protein of 1222 amino acids. The transcript has 29 exons. Gene Ontology annotation, molecular function: protein binding.
AGCGGCGGACCCACGGCGGCGCUUGCUUGCUUCCUCCUCGGGCCUUCACUCCCUGACGGCUGCUGUUCAGCCAUGCAGCCCUUCAUGGUCAACAUUAAGCUGUCGGCUCGGACCCUCACCGGGGCGCUGAACCCCCAAAACAAGGGGGCGGCAGACUGGGGCUGGCAAGGGUUGAUUGCAUAUGGAUGUCAUUCUCUAAUUCUGGUGAUUGAUCCCAAGACUGCUCAGACGUUACAAGUUUUGGAAAGGCACAAGGCUAAUGUUGUCAAGGUUAAAUGGGCUAAAGAAAACUACCAUCACAACAUUGGAUCACCUUAUUCUUUGCGCCUAGCCUCUGCUGAUGUUACUGGAAAGAUCAUUGUUUGGGAUGUAGCCACAGGAGCUGCUCGCUGUGAGAUCCAAGAGCACACAAAACCCAUUCAGGACAUGCAAUGGUUAUGGAGUCAGGAUGCUUCUCGAGAUUUGUUACUUGCAGUUCACCCACCAAAUUACAUUGUGUUAUGGAAUGCGGAUACUGGCACCAAACUCUGGAAGAAAAGUUAUGCAGAAAAUAUCCUUUCUUUUUCAUUUGAUCCCUUUGAUCCUUCAAAUUUAACAUUGCUUACCAGUGAGGGAAUAGUGUUCAUUUCAGACUUCUCUCCAUCCAAGGCACCAGUCAGUUCUGGGAAAAAGGUUUACAUUUCCAGUCCACAUUCUAGUCCUGUUCAUAACAAACUGGCAGCUGCAACAGGAGCUAAGAAGGCCUUAGACAAAGUAAAAAUUCUAAUCACUAAUGAAAAACCAAGUGCUGAAUCGGUAACACUGAAUGACUGCCUUCAGUUAUCCUACUUGCCUUCCAAACGAAACUACAUGUUGUUACUCUACCCAAGAGAAAUCUUGAUUCUUGACCUUGAAGUAAACCAAACAGUAGGUGUCAUUGCCAUUGAAAGAACAGGAAUCCCGUUUCUACAGGUAAUUCCUUGUUUCCAGCGUGAUGGGUUGUUUUGCCUUCAUGAAAAUGGCUGCAUAACGUUAAGAAUUCGCAGGUCUGCCAAUAGUUUAAGUGCUACACCAAAUGAAGAUCCUGACCCUGACCACAUUCAGGAGCUGGUUUAUGACUUACGAAGUCAGUGUGAUGCCAUCAGGGUUACUAAAACUGUUCGCCCUUUCAGUAUGGUUUGCUGUCCAGUGAAUGAAAACUCUGCAGCCCUCAUAGUGAGUGAUGGCAGAGUAAUGAUAUGGGAAUUGAAGUCCACUGUUUCAGGCCGAAGUCUGCGCACUAGCAAUUCAGGUGCUUCCCCUCUGUAUUCACCCAUCUCAUUCUGUGGAAUUCCUGUUGGAACAUCUCAAAAUAAACUUCCAGACCUGUCGCUAGAUAAUAUGAUAGGGGAAGGCACACUUUCUACAGAAGAGCAGCUACGGAGUUUCUCUUUGCAGGAAGUACAUUUAAAGUUCCUGCUAACAGGACUUCUUUCAGGACUGCCUUUGCCUCCAUUUGCUAUCCGCAUGUGUCCACCUCUUACAACAAAAAAUAUAAAACAGUAUGAGCCCCUACUUGCUGUUGGAACAAGCAAUGGUUCAGUCUUGGUGUAUAAUCUUACAAGUGGGCUUCUCCAUAAAGAGCUAAGCAUUCAUUCCUGUGAAGUCAAAGGCAUUGAGUGGACGAGCUUGAGUAGCUUCCUUUCCUUUGCCACAUCAACACCUAAUAAUCUCGGGCUAGUGAGAAAUGAGCUGCAGCUGGUUGAUCUUCCCACAGGAAGAAGCAUUGCAUUUCGUGGAGAACGAGGCAGUGAUGAGCCAUCCAUCGAAAUGAUAAAGGUGUCUCACUUGAAACAAUACUUGGCUGUGGUGUUUAAAGACAAGCCUUUGGAACUGUGGGACAUCAGGACUUGUACUCUACUGAGAGAAAUGUCCAAAAACUUUCCUACCAUUACUGCUUUGGAAUGGUCACCUUCUCAUAACCUUAAGAGCUUAAGAAAGAAACAGCUUGCUGCCCGUGAAGCCAUGGCCCGACAAACAGGGGUGUCAGAUACAGAGCAGAGCAGUUUGGAGUCUUCGGUAAUCAGUUUACUGCAAGAAGCUGAGAGCAAAUCCGAACUCAGUCAGAAUAUUUCUGCUCGGGAGCACUUUGUAUUUACAGAUACUGAUGGGCAAGUUUAUCAUUUGACCGUAGAAGGAAAUUCUGUCAAAGACAGUGCAAGAAUUCCUCCUGAUGGAAGCAUGGGAAGUAUUACAUGCAUUGCUUGGAAAGGAGAUACCUUGGUUCUGGGAGAUGUUGAUGGAAACUUGAAUUUCUGGGAUUUGAAAGCCAGAGUAUCCAGGGGAAUCCCAACACACCGAGGCUGGGUGAAGAAGAUCCGCUUUGCUCCUGGAAAAGGAAACCAAAAGCUCAUAGCAAUGUACAAUGAUGGGGCUGAAGUCUGGGAUACAAAGGAGGUACAGAUGGUUAGCAGUUUAAGAACUGGGAGAAAUGUCAACUUCCGAGUACUUGAUGUUGAUUGGUGUACGUCAGAUAAGGUGAUUUUAGCAUCGGAUGAUGGAUGUAUCAGAGUGCUAGAGAUGACAAUGAAAUCUGCAUGCUUUAGGAUGGAUGAGCAAGAGUUGUCAGAACCUGUGUGGUGUCCAUAUCUUCUCAUUCCGAGAGCCUCUUUAGCUUUGAAGGCAUUUUUGCUACACCAACCUUGGAAUAAUAAAUAUUCUCUAGACAUUUCUGACAUAAAUUAUUCAGAGAAUGAAAAUGUUAAAAAUUUGCUACAAGAACAACUGCACUCAUUAUCCAAUGAUAUCAAGAAGCUUUUGCUUGAUUCAGAAUUUGCCCUUCUGCAGCGAUGCCUUUUAGUUUCAAGGCUGUAUGGUGAUGAAUCAGAACUGCAUUUCUGGACCGCUGCUGCCCAUUAUUUGCAUACCUUUUCCCAGGGGAAGACAUUCACUGAAAAAGCAGAAAACAUUUCUCAAGAAAAAUGGAUCAGUCCACUAGAUAUAUGUUAUGAUACACUGUGCGAAAACUCAUAUUUCCAGAAAUUCCAGCUUGAACGGGUCAAUCUUCAAGAAGUUAAAAGAUCAAAUUACGAUCACACCAGGAAAUGCACAGACCAACUGCUGCUUCUGGGCCAGACGGAUAGAGCUGUGCAGUUACUCUUGGAGACAAGUGCUGAGAAUCCCUAUUACUACUGUGAUUCACUCAAAGCAUGUUUGGUUACGACAGUUACUUCCUCAGGCCCAUCCCAAAGUACCAUCAAAUUGGUGGCAACCAACAUGAUUGCAAAUGGAAAGCUGGCAGAAGGUGUCCAGUUGCUGUGCUUAAUAGAUAAAGCUGCUGAUGCGUGUCGUUACCUGCAAACCUAUGGAGAAUGGAAUCGAGCUGCAUGGCUUGCAAAAGUUCGUCUGAAUGCAGAGGAAUGCGCAGAUGUUAUGAAGCGUUGGGUUGAUAAUCUUUGCUCUCCACAAGUCAAUCAGAAAUCCAAGGCCAUCCUUGUCCUUCUCUCCCUUGGUUGUUUCAUGAGAGUUGCAGAGAUGUUACACAGUAUGAGGUAUUUUGAUAGGGCCGCCUUAUUCCUCGAAGCCUGCCUCAAGUAUGGCACAAUUGAGGUUAACGAAGAUGCAAAGAAACUGAUCCAUGCGGUAUUUGCAGAUUAUGCCAGAAACCUAAAGACUUUGGGGUUUACGCAGGCUGCUGCUUUGUUUGCCUCUAAAGCAGGACCAGCUGGGAAAGAUUUAUUAGAUGAGCUUGAACAAUUGAAAGAAGAAGGACUUAAAGAGUGACAGCUCUAAGUGAACUUCUACAGAAAUGAAGCUUUAUCUGACGGAGUCAUUCAUGCAGUAAUUCUUUGAAGAUAAGUUCUUUAAAAUGAGCCUUUUUUUGGGAAAAGAAUACAUGUUUGGCUGCAAUAGAAAUUAUCAAUGAGUAUGUGUCAACAGGGUUUUCUUUCAAAAUUGAUAGAGAUAACAUUUUCAUGUUAAGCAAAAUUAUAUUUCUCUUUAAUCAAAAGUUUAAAAUGGUUCCUAUAAAAGUUUCCAGCUACUUAAGGGAAAGACAUAUCCAUUUUAAGUUUUCUUUAAAUAAAUGUGGAAGCCCCAAAGCCAGAACCAGUCUGUAUCAAUGCUGGAGACAGUAUUUGGACCAACCCUUUUUUUCAGUUUCCUUCCCUUUCAAAACAAUCAGUCAGAAAUCCCUCCUCAAAUAACCAAAACUCCCGGAAACCACAGUUAAAUGGAAUGGUUUGGUUGAUUUUUGUCCCUUGCAGACUACCCAAACCCAAAAGGAAGAACAAUUUAAUGAGAAAUUAAAGGAUUCCACUGUCACUUUAUACCCAUGGUUUGGAAGCACUCUUUGAAGGACUUUGCACACUCCCUGAAAUGUGAUUAAUAUGAAAUAUCUUGAGGGAAAGCAAGCAGGGAAUCCUUGACCCUAAGAAACUAGCCUUUUGAAGAAUUUUUACUACUGCGUUUUCAUGUCCAGGAGUUGGGCAAGAGAUGUAAUUGAAGUACAGAAGCACAUCAAAGUGCUUUUCAGUAAUGUGAACGACAUGCCAUCCCUAUAGAUCAGGCCAAAGGCCUCUUUGUUCCAAAUAGUAUCCAAAAAGAUGGCUAUUAAAAGACCAAAAGCAGCUAAAUGACAACCCAUUCCACAGCAACAGAUUUUCAGAAGCAUGCUGUUUCUAAUUCUAGAAGCCUAUAUGGCUAUCAUAAUUAGAAGCCAUUAAUUGCACUUUCCCAUAUAAAUUGUCCCCUUUUCAAACCACCCUAAAUUGGUGAUUAUAAUGAACAUGCAAAGAAAAUAUAUAGUAAUGUCUAAGAAAUAUUCUGCUCUCCUGGUGAUUUAAAAUGAAACUGCUGUUAAUUGUAUAAAUAGACUUUUCUGUUGCAAACUAACAAGAAUUAAAGAUUUGUCCUUUUCUCUGUGUAUUGAGCAUCAUGUGUUUUUAAUAGUCUACCUAAGUAGAGCCUUGAUCAGAACCUGGAUGCUUUUCUUAUGAGAUUAUGUAAAUUGUUGUUCUAAUUCCACCAUUUCUGGUUGCUAUCCAAAUGACUACAUGUUUAGUGUUGAUAAAAAUUUAAUGCUGAUUUUUAUUUAAUGUGCAUUUUCCCCAGAAAUAUCAGAGGCAUUGAGUUAAAGUACUCUGUGGGUUAUAAUCAGUGGAUGAGUCCUUGAAUUUGAGAUCAGAAACAUCUCAAAACUCUAUCUUUAAGCGUGCCUCCUCACUGCAAUGGAAUAAAUGAUUCUCUUGUUCA